AUGAAAGCUUUCGAAACUUUGCGUGAUAAAAUGAUAUCAAUAUUUCAAAAUGUGAACCUAAAAUCAGCAGCGCUUUCAACACCCAUUAAAAAUUUCCUAAUUAUACAACAUCAGUUUUUAAUGCUUUCAUAUUUAUUCGAAUAGAAAAAUAAUUCAUUUUUUUACAUUAUUGCUAUUACAACAAGACCAUAAUUACUCUUAAAUUCUAAUAAUAUGUGUUAUGUAAUGUUACCAAUUCUAAUUUUAUAUCUGCUCAGUAUUUUUAUUAAAAAAAUACCAGGAAGAUAGAAGAUUUUAGUGAUAGGAUAGUUAUUAAGAGUAAGUGUAUAUAAUUUAUUUUUUGAAAUUUCAAAAGGAGAAUUGUAAUUCAUUAUAUAAAUCUUGCUAAUUAUUAUCAGUACUAUUGAUCUUUUAUUUAUUUUGGGUACAUUAAACAUUAGAUAAAUGAACUUCUCUUAAAUUUAAAUUAACUAUUUUUAAAUAGCAAACCACAUUUUAAAUAAUUUAAUACUGAUUUUCAAAUAGUAUUCUAAUAAUACUCAUCUCCUUAUAACUAUUUUAUGCUUAUUUUAUUCAAUAAAUGGAUUUCUUAAUUAAAUUGUUUACUCACCAAUAAAAUCGACAAAACUUCAUCCUUACAUCUUAUACCCUCAUCUUAUUGCUAUAAUUCAAUGUGUUCUUUUUUUUACAGAUAUCUAAUUAUAGGAAUUUCCAAGUCUGAUUUUAUGUAUGCUUAUACUUAAACUUACAUAAAUUUCAAGUUCAAAUUAAUUGAAAUUUCCAAUAUAGAAUCUAGAUACAUUAUUAUUAAUUAUAGGAGAUGGUUAUGUAACAUAAGAACAUAUAAAAAUUAUAAGAGAUAAAAAAUUAAUAUAAAAAGAGUAAGAUAAGAUACUUUAUGCAACUAUUAGAAUAAAAUAAAAACAUUAUUAUGAAGCAUUAUGUCUAUUAUACAAUUAAAAAAGUUCAAAUUGGCUUAAUCAAAUAAAAAAAACUAUAAUUAUUGAUGAAUGUCUAUAACAAUUAGAGUUUAAGAUAAAGACAUCAUCAAAAUUUGAUUAAAGUGUUGCUUUGGCUGUUGAAUAAUUGAUGAAAAGUGAAGAUAGAAAUUUUAUCAUUUAAGAAAAAAUAAUAGAAAUAAUUAAAUAAAAAUAAGAUAUUUAAAAAUCUAUUACUGAAAAGGAUUUAAAAAUAUAUAAGAAACUUAUGAAUUUUGUAAAUAAAGUACAAGAAGUAAAAAGGAAACUUGAAAAAUAAUAUUCGUAAUUUCCAAAUUAAAAAACUUAGGCAAUCCUAUGUUUUUUAUAUGCUGAAAUUUUAAAUGAUUAUAUAUCAGCAUGCAAGCUUUCUGUUAGUGCAUCAAAAUAAGAAUUAAUUAAAUUUCAAAAUCAUUAAGCGAUAUUCAAUAUGUUCAAUUCGAAAAUGAUAUAUUUUAUAACAGAUUUUGAUUAACAAAGAUUGAUAAUUAAAAGAAUGUCUAGCAAUACAUCUUAAUUGUUAAAUCUUAGAUAUGAUUAAUUAAUCAAUAAAGAAAUAGAUUUAUUAUUACCAUUAGGAAUUAGAGAACAUCAUAAUGAAAUGAUAAUGAAUUUUUUAGAAGAGGGGAUAUCUAAAUAUAUGAGAAAAGUAGAUUUAAAAUAUUUUAAAUCCCAUUAAUCAUCCUAUUUAAUAACAGCAGAUUUUACAUUAGAUAUUAGUUUCACUAAAUCUUCUUUAAAAUUUGUAACAUUCUUAUAACCAGUCCUUAAUUAACCAAUGAUUAUUGUACUUAAUUAAAAUAAAAUAAUCACAGAAUUCAGUGAAAAUUUUAUUGAAACUUUAAAUGAAAAACCUGAAAAUAUAUUAAAUAAGCAUAUGAAUUAAUUUUUACCAUCAAUUGAUACUAUAGAAUGUAGUCAAGUUCUAGAAAAUGUUGAAAUGAUAUCUCAAUAAAGUAGUUAUAGUACUAUGAAAUCAUAUUCUAUUAUUACAACUGUCAGUGUUAAAAUAAAAGAACUAAAAGGUAGAAUUAUUUAUUACUUAUUAACCUUUCAAUUUAUUAAAAAAAUGAAUCAAAAUUAUACUUAUAAUUAGAUGAUUUAGAGUUUCUCUAAUGGCGUUUUAAGCUAAGAUAAAACAGAUCCAAAAACUACUGAAAUAAAAAUCAAAGUUGAAGAUGAUAGAUUAUCUGAAAUAUUUAAAGAAGAAGUUAAUGUAUUUAAACCUUAUGUUAUGGAUGAAUAAAAUUAAAAACAUUAAGUAAAUUCUACUUUUUUUUAAUUUUAAUAAUUUUCUAAUAAUUAUCUUUCUAUUACAUAAGAUAAAUAAAAAAGAAAUCUUUAACCUACUUAAACUUUACAAACUAAAAGUUAAAAUAAUUCUACUUUGAUUAGUCCAAAUAAUAGUUAAUAUUAUGAUCAAUUACUAUCUCAACAAUAAUAGUAUUAUUGUAGAAAUUCUUAAAAAUAACUUUCAUAUGUAAAAGAGGAAUGUAGUAUAGACAUGGUUAAAGAAAUAUUAGCUAUUAAUGAUAGCAAUUAAGAAGAAGAUUGUAAGAGAUCUUAGGUAUCCUCUGUUUAAAAUUUAAAAUAAUCCUAAAAUUUUAAGAAAUAUGAAAUUUUUAAUAAUGUCAAUAAAAAGUAAUGCCAUUAAGGAUCAUGUUUAUUCUUAAAAAUAGCAUUAAUAUCACUGAUUGCUCACUCAAUUAUUAUUUUUAUUGUAAAAUAUAUUUAAAUUAUAGAUAAUCUAAAGUCUGUAUAGUAGUUUACAUUAGUUAGUAAAAGAUAUUGAAUUACUAUAAGUUAAAAACCAGGCUUUUUAACCUUUGGAAACAUUUUGGGUAAAUAGAUGGAUUAUUUUCAAUUAUAUGAAAAUGAAGCAGAAAUUACUAUUAAAUGAGGAUGAAUAUAAUCAAUUAUUAGUAUUUCCAGAAUAUACGAUACCAUUAUAAUUUUAGAGAUUGCAAAAUAAUUUGAAUGAAAUUGUAAAUAAAAAAGAGUUAUCAAUCUUUAUGUCAUCAAUCAAUAUUACUGUAUUGUAAUAUAUUGAUUCUGAUGAAGGAGAAAUUUAUGAAAUUCCAAUAAGGAGUUGUAUUAAUAUUUUAUUAGAUUUUCAAUAUACAUUAAAAUAAUUUUAUGUUGAAAAAAAAUUACCAGAAACUGAUAGUACUUAUAUCUUUUAUUGUUAUAAGAAUUCAUUCAAUAUUAAGUAAGAAUUUCAAAUUUUAAAUGAUGAUAUAUAUGAACAAUCUCAGAUAAAUUCAAUAUAUAUUCUAACUUAAUAAAGAGUAUUAUAUUUAAUAUAAUCAAUAUUAAUAAUUACAAAUCUUAUUGUUCUUAUUAUUUUAAUAAAAAUUGUAGAAAAAUAGCAUUUAAAAUAUUUAAGAUUAUUGUUUUCAUGUCCAAAAGAGACUUAUUUUUUAGAUAUUCAUAAUUAUUAAUAAUUAACCAAAUUUAUACUAAAAGAUAGUGAUAAUUUAUUCAAGUAUUAGUUUUCAGUUCAUGAAAAAGAAAAACAUUUGAAUAAUUCUAAUUAUACAUUAACAAAAUCAAAAGAUCAAAUGCAAAUUAAAAAAAAUAAUAAAGAUCUAAAAAUAUAAGUAAGAGACUUAUCUGUAAGGAUAUUUUCAUAUCUAAUAGUAUUUCUAAUGUUAAUAUAAGGUACAUAUGUAUAUUGGAUGAUGUCAGAAUAUAUUAUAUCAUAUCAACCAACAGCAUAAUUUUAUAGAAAGCUUUCUGAUGUUGGCACUGAUAUACCUACAAUAUAUUCACACAUUAGUGUAUUGUAUGGAAUUUCUAAUUUUACAUUUCUUAAUUAUACUGACAAAUAAAAAUUCAUUUAUGAAAUUGAAGAUUCUCUAAAUAGAUUAGAAAAUUUCAUUAAUAUUCAAAAUGAUUAAGAAAAGUAUAUAUUGUUAUUAAAUUAGUAUUUUAUCUUCAAAUUUCAUGGAUAAAUACAAUUUUCUUCAAACUGCUAAUCUUUGCGAAUAUAUUAAUGAUGAAAUAUAUGAUAAUCCUCCUUAAAUUUGUAAUCAAUCCCUCAAUUAAAAUUUAUAAAGAGGAAUAUCUUCUGCUCUAAUUUACAUUUUAAAUUCAAUAAAGACAGAAAGGGAUCUAAAUUAAUUUAAUGAAAAAAUAGGUUAUGAUAAAUAUGAAUUAGAAGGAGCUUUAUUAUUUUCAGAAUUCAUUGAAAACCUGAAUGGUGAAUUCUAUGAAGACUUAAAAAAUGUUACAAUAUUAUAAUUAAACUAAUUAAUUGUAUUUUUAUUUGAUAUUUUAUAUAGUUUACAGUAAUUGGUAUAUUCUGUGUACUUAUUUUUAUGAUGUUUUUUACAGUAACUGUUGGAAAAUUGUAUUUGACAAAAAAAAAUGAUGCAAUAAGUUAGUCAAUAUUUAUGAUUCCUUUUUCAGUCAUCUUUUUCGAUGAUUAUUAUGAAUUAAAAUUAAAGAACAUUUAAUAAAAAGGUCUAUAGAGUAAAUAAAUUAUAUUAUGA
This is a messenger RNA of Paramecium sonneborni, 4471 nucleotides long. Lineage: Eukaryota; Ciliophora; Oligohymenophorea; Peniculida; Parameciidae. The record is from the annotation of a GenBank genome assembly.